Molecule: messenger RNA, 660 nt
Organism: Iphiclides podalirius (scarce swallowtail)
Lineage: Eukaryota; Metazoa; Arthropoda; Insecta; Lepidoptera; Papilionidae
Source: the annotation of a GenBank genome assembly
AUGCGUCGUGGGGCGCUAAAGCCCUUAGGCACGUCAUUCGCGAGGUUUUACGAGGCUGCUGCUUUAACCCUGCGGCACACCCGUAUGGCGCCUUUAUUACGCAUGCACCGCAAGUCGCUGGAGGCGGCGCAGCACCUGAAGGAAUCGGGCUCGGAGCGCGAGGGCUCCGAGGCGGAGGCGGAGCGCCCGCAUUCCGCCUCCCCGCACCGCCACGACGUGCACGACGCCCAGGCGCAAAGCUCGCCAGGCAGCAGCACAACGGCCUCGUCCUCCGCGAAGGGGCGCGCGUCGCCGGAGCCGGGCCGCGAGCUCUACGAGGACCCAGAGGCCUUCCGCAACAACAGCAUCGCGUGCCUUAGGGCGAAGGCGCAGGAGCACCAGGCCCGGCUGCUCUCCAACAAUCUUCUCCUCCAGUGUGUCAGCACCUUUAGCCCGGUCUCUCAAUUCAAGGUACUGGACGAGCACACGAGGCUGCAGCUGUACGACGAUCUGCUGAUGCAGGUGCGCGGUCUACAGCGGGCGGGCGCGGUGGGCGCGGGCGCGAUGGCGGGCGCGAUGGCGGGAGCGGUGGCGGGAGCGGGAGCGGGAGCGGGCAGCGAAGAGGAGAACCCAUUGGACAUAGACGUCGGCACCGAGGCGCCGCCUCCCACACGGCUCUAC